Medioppia subpectinata is the source of this 1740-nucleotide messenger RNA. The record is from the annotation of a GenBank genome assembly. NCBI's taxonomy places the organism in Eukaryota, Metazoa, Arthropoda, Arachnida, Sarcoptiformes, Oppiidae.
AAACUGACCCUGUGCACUCUAUGACCUAGGUGAAACAUCGGAGGUGACCUGGCACGGGAAGGGCAACGAAGACAAACGCGGCCAACCGGUGACCACCACAUCGGACUCGUGGCUAUACCUCAACGGACACGCCAUCGUCUGCAGCCGAUACAUGGCUGUGGCGGCACUCGUCUCAGCCAUGAAUCCGUCGAUAAACGCCACCCAAGACUCGGAGGAAUUGGCAAUCGUCCAGAAGGAGCUGCUGUGGAUACUGUACGAGAACGGCCAUCUCGGUCAGUACCCGAUGGCCAUCGGCAACCUAGGUGACCUCGAGGACAUAUGCCCGUCGUUGACGCCGCGCAAGUCGCCCAUCGAGCUCUUCUACGAGGCCAUCGCUGUGGCCAAGAAGUCGUACGCCGACCAUCACGUCUAUCCCUACACAUAUCUCGCCGGUUAUCUCUAUAGGAAUGGCCGCUUCAAAGAGGCCCUCAAGACGUGGGCCGACGCGGCACAAGUGGUGAAACAAUACAACUACACGCGCGACGACGAAGAGAUCUACAAAGAGUUUCUGGAGAUCGCCAACGAGCUGAUCCCGCACAUGGUUCGCGUGGUGUCUGCCGGCGGCUGUGAACCGUCGGGUAUGUCCGCCCGACCGCUACUCCAAGACCCGGAGUGUUUCGCAUAUCUGUUGCGUUUCUACGACGGCCUCUGCGGUUGGGAAGAGGGCUCCGCCACUCCCGUGCUCCACAUCGGGUGGGCUAAGCCACUGGUGGCCACUAUCGCAAAGUUCCCGCACUAUAUCAGGGCUAAAGUGGACAUCAAAGCCGACAUCAAUGAGGAGAACGAAGAGCCCGAAGACGACGACGACGACGAGGAGGAAGUGGUGGCGCCGACGGCGGCGGACAGGGAUGUGAAACCGCCGGCGCCCAAGUCUGGCGCCAUAGAGACAGCCAUUUGUGAUAAUAAUAGCCGUAAGAAUAACCAUAAGCCGAAGGCGACUGACGUCGACGAUAGCGAUGUCCACUCGGAGGCCAGUCUUUGCCACUCGGAGUCAGAACUGAUCAAAUCGCUGGUGAAGGACAUGGACGCGGUCACUGGUGAGCCGAACCCUACGAUCGCAGCCCUGGCCGCCGCUUGCAGUGAAAACAUACUGAACCCCCGGUUCCUAUUAGGUCAGGACAUUGAGAACGCGUUCACAUCGGCGCCGCCCACCGGCGCGACUACAACUGGAACCGACUCUCAGGAUAACAGCAACGCGUCGACGCCGACGUCCACACCGACCACCAGCGGACCAGCCCUACCGCCGGCGGCCGCCACUACUCAGCACCACGUGUUUGGCCGACCCGUGAACAAGGAUUUGGACCGCCGGCCGAGUCGGGCGCCGGGCGAAGAGAAAACGGCGGUCACGCUGUCGAGCCAGAAGAUUGCCGGCCUCAAGCACUUGCUGUUGGCCGACAAACUGAACACGUCGGCCAUACAGCUGCAGCUGACCGCCCAGUCCCAGGUGGACACCAAGAAACGGUACAGACAUUCCGGCACGAUCAAAGGCGGACUCUUAGGCGGACCCGAGUUUGACUUUGUGGCCACCACUACGACCACACUUUCCCGCACAAGCAAACGGAUCCGUAGGGAGUAGUGAUGUGUCGGGUGUGCUAUGCGGACCGAAAGCGGCGAUUUGUGGCCAAAAAUACUACUGUUUUUAUAUCACAAUGAAAAACAACUCAAUAAUUAUUUUACAACCAUUUGUUUACCCCUCCGACC